ACAGAUCGCUAUAGCUAGUAUUAGUUUGUGGACCUGCACUCUUCAAAGCCAUCCGUUUUGAAAUUAUCAGACGGCUCAUUGAUAAAGAAAGUUUUCCUUCUCAAAACCUUUGUUUCAAGAUUCAUAGGUACCUGGAUUAAUUUUGGAUAAGCAUUCUCUGUCAUUACCAAGUUCUAAACCAGAGAAAAUGUCCUCCACAUAUGCGAACGAUUCAGAUCGCCAUUCUGUAAACGUUUGGCCAGAGCCUUUUCCAGAAUGGACCCACGCUAUUGAAGAAUGGAACUGGAUGUGGUUUGCCCACAUUUAUGGUUUUGCCAGCCUUUUUACUCUCUACACGUUAUACGCUGUCUUUUCUCUUUCUCGGUUUCGAAAAAUGGCUAAUGCGAAACGGAAGGUCCAUUUGUUGGUCGUGAGCUGUGCACUGAUCACCGCGGGAAUCGGGCGGGCUCUUGUUCUUUUCUGGGAUCCUUACACCUCGAAGAAAUCUUCGUCAGCGAUUCAAAAUGUUGUUGUUUUUAUUUCUUGGGGAAUUGCAACAGCUUGUAUCACCUCAGCGUUUAGUAUAAUGCUCUUAAUCUUCUUGGAGACGACCAAAAUAUCUUUGGGACCACCGAAACUUCGAAACCUGCCCCUCUUGGUUUCAAUCACGCUCACGAACAUCGUUUACGUGACGGUCUCUGAUGUUGUGGUUUGGUUUUAUCCAGAAGCUAAAGUCAUGAUUUUUAUCUGCCAUAUUACUUUCGUCAUUUGGGGUCUCGCUCUUUCUUUUGGUUAUUUCAUUGCGGGUUUUCGGAUGUGGCAAAAUUUGAAGUCCACAUUGAAAGCUAGCAACUUCACCGAUCCAUGCCUUCUUCGGGAUGCCGGAAAACUGAAGCGUUUGUUUUUCUUCAUGAGUGCAGCUUCUGUUUUUGGUUUGGGUAACUUCUCCAUUUCCUUGUACGUAAGCGUUGGAGAGUUUGGUGUUUUUGCUGGCGACAGGUUCGCAAAAAGUUGGCCGUGGUUUUCCACACAAACAAUUUUGAGAACAAUGGAAAUUAUUCUUUGUGGUUUGAUCUUUGUAAUCGCCGCCGACAAUCGAAAAAACUACCAUCAGGCAUCUCCCAGUAAAUCCAACUUCACAAGGAACUCAAUUGAGCCAGCAACUGAAUUAAAUAGUGUCGCUUAGCGCAAAGUUAAAAGAACCUCUUACAGGAGUCAACCACUCAAACUGCACAAAGAUUAAUUAUAAACCUUCCAUGAAAAGGUGUUCUUUUGAAGUUUACAAAAGUUGAUUUUUGAUUAUUAGAUGCUGGGUAAACGCGGAUAAAUAUUGUCAAAGAGCAGGUGUAUAACGACCUAUAUUUUUUUUUUCGCAGGUUUAAUUCGGGUUAUAUUUUUCCUUUUCAUAAUUGUGAACGGAAAUACUUUUUGGAAGAUUUCCAUGUAGGAAUAGCAAGUUCUACUAUUUUUGUUAAAUCCAAUCCAGUCCGGAAAUAAGAUGUCUAUUGUUAGAUCUGUCAGGUGGAAAAAUAGAUUCUAGUGGGCUCCAGCUGAUAAGUUGUUUCAGGAAAAUCCUGGGGAAUUGAGGAAAUCCAAAUGCGUGUGAA
Pocillopora verrucosa is the source of this 1586-nucleotide messenger RNA. RefSeq lists its product as uncharacterized. NCBI's taxonomy places the organism in Eukaryota, Metazoa, Cnidaria, Anthozoa, Scleractinia, Pocilloporidae. The record is from RefSeq and is a predicted model, not a curated record.